GGGGCGAUGGCUGAAUUGAGGGGCUGCAGGUCCCCGCAGCGCAUGCGAGGACGAGGGGCUUGGCUGCUGCCUUCCCGGAAGCAGAGGGAUGGGUGCCUCCAGGUGUGGGGACAAAUGUCCAGGCAGCUUCUAAAAUUUGUAAUUCUCCGAUGGAGUGACCUUUAAGUUGAGCAGGUUUCUCGAGCUGUCGUCAUUUUUUGUAAAGAGCCAAGACAGCCGUAACUUAGCUGGCAUUAGGAAAGGACUCAGGUCCUCUCCUGGAGGGCCCCUAGCGGCCUGGCCUUCGAAUAGCUGGAUCAUUCAUUCGUUGGUGCAACAAAUACUGUUGCGAGCCAGCUACGUGGCAGGCACUCUCCGGAGGUACUGAGGAUACAUGGAGUGAAAGAACUGGUUGACUUGCAAGGCUGCGUGGCUCCAGAGUCGUACGGUGGGGAGUGCAGCCCCGCUGGGUCCCUAAUCCAGCUCUCUGGUGGCAGGAGGGAGAUGACCUCAAUCUUGCGAAGCCCUCAGGCUCUCCAGCUUACUCUGGCCCUGAUCAAGCCUGAUGCGGUCGCUCACCCACUGAUCCUGGAGGCUGUUCAUCAGCAGAUUCUGAGCAACAAGUUCCUUAUUGUACGAAUGAGAGAACUUCUGUGGAGAAAAGAAGAUUGCCAGAGAUUUUACCAAGAGCAUGAAGGGCGUUUUUUCUAUCAGCGGCUGGUGGAGUUCAUGGCCAGUGGGCCAAUCCGAGCCUACAUCCUUGCCCACAAGGAUGCCAUCCAGCUCUGGAGGUCGCUAAUGGGACCCACCAGAGUGUUUCGAGCACGCCAUGUGGCCCCAGAUACAAUUCGUGGGAGUUUUGGCCUCACCGACACCCGGAACACCACCCAUGGCUCUGACUCUGUGGUUUCAGCCAGUAGAGAGAUUGCAGCCUUCUUCCCUGACUUUAGUGAGCGGCGCUGGUACGAGGAAGAGGAGCCCCAGUUGCGCUGUGGCCCCGUGCGCUACAGUCCCGAGGGCGGCAUCCACUGCGCAGCCGGACCAGGAGGCCCCGGCCCAGCCUGAUGCAGGCCUGUGGGUCUGGAAGACUGGGGGCAUUGCCCAUCCUUUCUCUUAGUCCUCUGGUCCAGAGCAUUCUCUUGGGACCUGAGAGGCCUGGGGCUCGUGGUGCCAUCUCGGCUAGGCACUGCCACCUGCCUGGGGGCCUAGCUUCUCACUGCCGCUGCCUCUAGAACCUAACUCUCUAUCUACCUCUUCUCUGGAAUGUUCAUGGCUGGGUCAGAGGGAUGAUGGCUCCUCUUUUUUCUGAAAACUAUUCAUCCUUUUUCAAGGAGGAGCUUGCCUAAUUGACUUGCCUGAAAAAUGCAGGGACUCUGUAUAAGCGACAUCUGGCCUGUCUUCUCAAUACAAGUCAGCAUCUAGCGAAUCCUCACGGCUGGGAGCACCUGCACGUGCCUUCUUUCUCUCUGUCCUGGAGUACUUGAACCUGUCCCGAAGCCAAGUUUCCCUCUCUGCUAAGUGAAGAGAAUUGUGUAGCAAUCUCCAGGAGGUUCACACACACAGUGUGCGGCUUAUGUCAUGCAGAAAGGCACCCUGGGACAGAGCUGAGUGUGGGCUCAAAUCCGUGCUGUGCACCUGGCACAGGGCUGCAUCCUGAAGGAAGGGGCACCUUUUAUUUGAAUAAAGGUGUAUCUGCCCAGUGGAGGCAUGUUUUUAUGACUCACAUUUUUCUGGUUUCCACAAAGCCACUAAAGGUCGCCCUGUCUCUGCGGUAGCUGAGGAUGACAGUUAUCAAUUGUAUGACGAACCACCUCAAAAUUUAGUGGCUUGAAA
Messenger RNA from Rhinolophus ferrumequinum (greater horseshoe bat), 1812 nucleotides. It is a transcript of the gene NME6, whose product is annotated as NME/NM23 nucleoside diphosphate kinase 6. Gene Ontology annotation, biological process: GTP biosynthetic process; CTP biosynthetic process; UTP biosynthetic process. Gene Ontology annotation, molecular function: nucleoside diphosphate kinase activity. The transcript is spliced from 6 exons. The record is from RefSeq and is a predicted model, not a curated record. The coding region runs from base 484 to 1044 and encodes 186 amino acids. NCBI's taxonomy places the organism in Eukaryota, Metazoa, Chordata, Mammalia, Chiroptera, Rhinolophidae.